Molecule: messenger RNA, 355 nt
Organism: Symbiodinium pilosum
Lineage: Eukaryota; Dinophyceae; Suessiales; Symbiodiniaceae
Source: the annotation of a GenBank genome assembly
GCUCUCGUCAAUCACCGACGACAGAAGGCGCUGCUGUGGCUGCUCAAAGAGGCGGCAAAUUGUAAUUCUUGCGGACAUGCCCGUGCAGCGCAUGGCCGAAGAGGUCUAUCUGCACUGCAAGACGGGGUGGUCUCGUCUGAGCCCAGCUAGCUUCUUCUUUCCUCGGAUCCGAUACAAGGAAGGCAACCCCACUGAUGUCACGGAGCUGUUGAAGGUGAGUGCUCCCUUUGCCAGCGAAAUCCUCGUUGCCAGCACGUCCAACAAUGCUUCCCGCUCAGACGUCAAGGCCAUCUCUACCCUGUUGGCUGUCGCAGCCAUGCCUGCAGAUUUGCCGGUCACUUGCGACGUGUCCGUA